ACUCACUUUCUGACUUAGGCCACAGGUCGUUUUACCAUGUCUGGACGUGGCAAGCAGGGCGGCAAGGCUCGCGCCAAGGCCAAAACCCGCUCCUCUAGAGCUGGGCUCCAAUUUCCUGUAGGACGAGUGCACCGCCUGCUCCGCAAGGGCAACUACGCUGAGCGGGUCGGGGCCGGCGCGCCGGUUUACCUGGCGGCGGUGCUGGAGUACCUAACUGCCGAGAUCCUGGAGCUGGCGGGCAACGCAGCCCGCGACAACAAAAAGACCCGCAUCAUCCCGCGCCACUUGCAGCUGGCCAUCCGCAACGACGAGGAGCUCAACAAGCUGCUUGGUAAAGUUACCAUCGCUCAGGGCGGUGUUCUGCCUAACAUCCAGGCCGUACUGCUCCCCAAGAAGACUGAGAGCCACCACAAAGCUAAGGGCAAGUAAGGGCUGAACUUUAAAAAUGUAAACUUACAAGACAAAAGGCUCUUUUCAGAGCCACCCA
Messenger RNA from Homo sapiens (human), 487 nucleotides. RefSeq names its product H2A clustered histone 17 (gene H2AC17). The transcript has a single exon. Gene Ontology annotation, cellular component: chromosome; nucleoplasm; nucleus. Gene Ontology annotation, molecular function: protein heterodimerization activity; structural constituent of chromatin; DNA binding. Bases 37 to 429 code for a protein of 130 amino acids. NCBI's taxonomy places the organism in Eukaryota, Metazoa, Chordata, Mammalia, Primates, Hominidae. The record is from RefSeq and is marked reviewed.